Molecule: messenger RNA, 3401 nt
Organism: Fundulus heteroclitus (mummichog)
Lineage: Eukaryota; Metazoa; Chordata; Actinopteri; Cyprinodontiformes; Fundulidae
Product: solute carrier family 43 member 3-like
Exons: 13
Coding region: 374-1822 (482 amino acids)
Biological process (GO): transmembrane transport
Molecular function (GO): transmembrane transporter activity
Source: RefSeq, a predicted model, not a curated record
GCUGCGUGACUCUCCGCGGUGGGCAAUAUUCUACACACAGCCACUAACACCCCGGGGAUGAGGGAUUCCUCUGUUGCACAGAACAGUGUUCUCUCUCAGGGAGAAGAAGAUUGGGGAGGGAGGAAACUCUGGGGCAAGGAAUCGGAGGGAUGAGCUGAUCUGUAUAAAGUGAGACAGCGUGACCAGAGAACGAAGCUGUGGUAGCUGAGAGCGUUCAGGGAGACGAUCCUAAGCUGCGAUCAGACUCUCAGUAGGCAACAGAAAACUGCAACUUGACAAAAGAUUGCCUAGGAGGCAGGAGGAGAAACCUAAAAGGGCUUGUGUGAAUGAGCUUGUGAGCUUUGUGCUGCUGAACACCUGCGUCUGAGUGAGCAUGCAGGUGUUGGAGAACAAGUUGUCGGUGCGACGCUGCCUCACCUUCGUCACGGGGCUGGUGGAGUGUCUGUGCAUUGCCGGAGCCAUCUUUGGAUGGGCGUCUCUUGUUAUUGUGCUCAAGGCAGACGGCUACUUCAGCUCACUGUGCUUCAACACAACAGGAGACAACGACACUCAGAUAUUAGACUGCAGUGCCCAGGAUGAACAGUUCUCACUUAUUUUCACCAUCGCCACCUUCUUGAACAACUGCCUCACGCUGCCCAAUGGCUUCCUCUUUGAUCACCUCGGCACGACAGUGGCUCGACUCUAUGCAAUAUUUCUUUACACUACGGGUACCCUGAUGGUGGGAUUCUCCUCACCAGCACUGUCCUACCUGCUCUUCCCAGCUUUCUCAUUCAUAGCUGUGGGAGGCACCUUAUUUCUGAUCUCAAACAUGCAGGUUGGGAACUUGUUUGGCUCUCAUCGCUCCACCAUCAUCAACCUUUACAACGGGGCCUUUGAUUCUUCCUCAGCGCUCUUCCUCAUCAUUAAGCUGUUGCACGAGUCUGGCGUCUCCCUUCGUGCCGCCUUCCUCUUUCUGUCCGCCUGCAGCGUCCUUCAGAUCCUCAGGACGUUCUUCCUGCUGCCUAGAAACUUCAUUCCUUACCCGCUGCCUCAUCGCUAUGGAUAUGGGAUCUCUUGUGGCGCAUUAGAGGCUGUGAAAAGUGAGGGAACUGUUAACGAGGACUCCCUGCAUUCAAGCGCUGUCCCUUUCAAACAGGAGAGGACUUUCCGUGAGUGUUUGCUGUCCAGGUUCUUCAUCUUCCACCUGCUGUGGCUGUCGGUGAUGCAGUUCAGGCACUACCUGUUCAUCGGCACCCUCAACCCCAUGCUGCAGAGGCUGACAGAGGGAGAUUCCUCACUGGUGAGCCAAUACAGCAAUGCCUUUGCUUUCACCCAGCUGUGUGCCGUGCUGUGCGCUCCCUGGAACGGCCUCAUUAUGGACAGACACAGGGCCAAACCUCGGGCUCCAGGAGAGACGGAGCAGGAAGUGGACCUGCGGGCCUCUGUGCUGUCUCUGUUCCUGACGGCGCUGCAGUGCGUGCUGUUCUCCGUGUGUGCCUCCACCCCCUACCUGCCGCUUCAGUACCUCACCUUCGUCCUGCAGGUGGUGAACCGCUCCUUCCUCUACGGCGGCAUCGCGGCCUUCAUCAGCGUGGCAUUCCCAUCAUUUCACUUUGGAAAGCUCUAUGGUCUUGCCAUGUCGCUGGCUGCAUCAUUUUCUCUGCUCCAGUAUCCCUGCUUUGCUCUGAUGAAUGGAGCGCUGGGUGGAAAUCCUUUAUAUGUGAACAUCGGCUUGACGCUGCUCAACCUGCUGGCCUUCAUACAUCCCCUCUCCGUCUACCUGCACUGUCGGAAACUUGCUUCUCAGAGAGAAAAGAAGGAAACCAUCAUUUUCUCCUCCUGAAGACCACUGACACACACACACAUGUGUGUGUCUGUGUAUUUGCAACACCAAUUGUGAAUGGAAUAGGUUACAAAUGGGAUGAGGCUUAUUUACCGGAUAAUUUCACAACAACCCCAGUGGCUCGCCUCAAGAACCACCGUGUUCAUGAAAGGAGGUCUGUGAUUAACCCAGACUCAUUCGCUUGUUUGUCCCCUCUACUCCAAAGAUCACAUGAGCUUAAUCCUUCAUUCUACUGAGGUUUUAAAUUUGCCAGGUCGGGUUGACAUCAGAAAAGGACUCUUUACAGACUCUGUUCCAACUGGAAAUAAAAAAAUAAAAACAACAGCAACUAAACAUCCUCUUAUAUAACCCUUAUUGGUCAAUGUCCCAGCUUAUUAUCAUGGAAACCUUGAGGCUUUGCCAGAGAAUGAGGGGCUGUAUAUGUAGGCCCUUUAUCAAGUUCUGGGUCUGCCCCUGGUUCUCUCUGAAGUAGAAAAAGCCUCUAGUGGUGAUGUCCAAACAGUGUUCCUAUUUGAACAAUGUCACCCUGAUCUAGUUCUGGGGUUUGAGAAUCAGUCAGAGCCCUCUUCUCAAGAUCUUACAGUAAAAUGUCCUUUUAAGAACUGGAGAAAGAUGGAAUGGACUAUCCUGUCCUUGACUUUGAAAAUAUUUGGUCAAUCACUCCAACAUGCCUCACCAUAGGCAUUUCAAAAGUACCCCAUGCAACAUCUAACACGUCAGGCCAAUCGCAGUAGCCUCAAAACAACCGCCGUCCUCAGAGGGGAUCUCAUCUGGUCCUUAUUCUCAGAUGUCUGGAGCUGUUAAAUUGCGUCUGACACUUCUUAUAAAGGUGAUGAACCAACCUUUCCACAUGUCUAGGUCUGUAAAUCAGAGACCUCCAAUUUUCCAUGGAGGAUUUUUACAAGGUGUUAAGCAUUGUUUUGAGCCAAUCUUACCAAGGUCAGAAAGACUAUCCAUCCAUCCAUUGUCUAUACCAGGUACACAUAUGGUCUCAUUUCUUGUCGGUGAGGCAAUACUCCUCAAACCUGUUGCCAGGAAAUCAACAGGUAUUACUCCCAGUUUUAGAUGCCACCCAGAACCACGCUGCACCCAACCUCCUCCCCAUGCAGGCGGUGAACCCAGAUAAAGACAGCAACCCGUGUAUGUUGUUGGAAAGUGCCUUCAUGACACCUGCAACCUAAGAAUCAACCACCAACUAGAGACAAAACAUGAACAGAAUGUAGGCUAUAUUUUCAUUCUUCUCUUUUUCUUUAAUACAUUUUAUAAGUUAAUGCUUUUAGUAAGGGAUGAAAGACUUGAAUCAAUUUUUUUUUUAUCUGUCUCAUCGUUCCACCUCCCAUACUCUUCAUCGGUGCCAAGAAAAGUCGGUCACAUGGUGCUAUUAUGCUUUGUUGAGACUUUGCUAUUUCUUUGAUCUGAUAAAUUUUCUGUAACAUCUGUGACAUGACUAACGCUCCAUGUUGUUGCUUUUGUUUGUUUGUAUUUUGUGUUGUAUUACUGCAAGGCGCUGGUCCCUUUGGUGACAUAUUCCAAAAGCAGAAGGGGAAACGGAUCCUGUUCUUAAUAAAAGAAGAGCUCU